CAGCACAUUUGCUGAUGCAAACAAUAAAUCUGUUGUGAAUUCCAGUGAUUGUGAAUAAACUAAAACAUUUGUAAGUUAAUUGGUGUUAAUUAAAAGCUGCAGGAUGGUAUUUAGAGUUUAACAAAUUUUGUUUUAUAUCGUUUCAAAAUUAACUCAUAAAAAAUGUCGGUAUUUUUUGUGAAUGCCAACCAAGAUAGCGAAGUCGAAGGAGAUUCUAAUGGAGAUUUACAAAUUGCAUCACCUGGCAAUUCAGAAGCCCAACAAGCUUUGGCUCAGUUUUGGCCAAAGGUUACAGAGGAAAUUAAAAAAAUUACUACUAUGGACCUGAAGACACAAUCAUUACCAUUAGCGAGGAUAAAGAAAAUAAUGAAAUUAGAUGGUGAUGUGAAAAUGAUUAGCGCAGAAGCUCCUAUGUUGUUCUCUAAAGCAGCGGAGAUUUUUAUACACGAACUAACAUUAAGGGCGUGGGUGCACACGGAAGAUAAUAAGAGGCGCACGCUUCAACGAAACGAUAUAGCAAUGGCAAUAACCAAGUACGAUCAGUUUGAUUUUCUUAUCGAUAUAGUGCCUAGAGAUGAGUUGAAACAAAGUAAAACACAGGGCGAAAGUACUGUACGUACAUCUAUGAACUCGGAUCAGGUACAUUACUAUUUUCAAUUAGCGCAGCAGCAGGUGUCUGCUAAUCAAAAUGUUCAAAGUAAUAAUGCAACAACACAGCCCAUACAAAUUGUACAACCAUCUACAGGACAGAUACAAACGAUCAAUAUAGGUAGCCCAGUAGAACAGGAAAGCAAUAGCGCAAACACAACGCAAACGGUAACAGUACAAAGUCCACAGCAAACGUCGGGCCAACAAGUCAUACAAUUACAACAACCUCAGCAAACGCCUACCACACAAACUGGUGGUAUACAAAUAGUGCAACAAAUUGUAACACCCAGUGGAGAAAUACAACAAAUACCUAUACAAUUAACACCUCAACAACUUCAAAUGAUUCGUAUGCAAGUACAGGGUGGUAGUAACCAGCCAAUCAUAAUUCAAACUGCUCCGAUACAAGCUCAACCUCAACUAAUACAAGUCGCGCAAGGCGCUCAGGCGCCUGUCUUUCUACAAGCGAGCGGAAACGACAAUGAGUAAAUGUUAAUUAAUUUUAAGGAAUAUUUAAUAUCUAGUAAUAUAAUCCUAAACACGAACACAGGAUAAAACAGUUAAAUGUAAGCUUACGUGGUAAAGAAUAAAAUUUUUUAAAAUUAUUCCUACGAA
Molecule: messenger RNA, 1260 nt
Organism: Megalopta genalis
Lineage: Eukaryota; Metazoa; Arthropoda; Insecta; Hymenoptera; Halictidae
Gene: Nf-YC
Product: nuclear factor Y-box C
Biological process (GO): regulation of transcription by RNA polymerase II
Cellular component (GO): CCAAT-binding factor complex; nucleus
Molecular function (GO): DNA-binding transcription activator activity, RNA polymerase II-specific; RNA polymerase II cis-regulatory region sequence-specific DNA binding; protein heterodimerization activity
Source: RefSeq, a predicted model, not a curated record